Molecule: messenger RNA, 2403 nt
Organism: Vicia villosa (hairy vetch)
Lineage: Eukaryota; Viridiplantae; Streptophyta; Magnoliopsida; Fabales; Fabaceae
Product: tRNA nucleotidyltransferase cca2
Exons: 15
Coding region: 81-1790 (569 amino acids)
Biological process (GO): tRNA 3'-terminal CCA addition
Molecular function (GO): RNA binding; ATP:3'-cytidine-cytidine-tRNA adenylyltransferase activity
Source: RefSeq, a predicted model, not a curated record
CCACAAACCACGACCCAACUUCAAUACUCUCAUUCAACAACGGUCACGCAAAUGCAACGCAAUAAAUAAAAACAAAACCCAUGAGACUCAUUCUAAAAACUUCCCUUCUCGCAAUUCCCAGACUCACCCCAAGUUCCUUCCCAUUCACACCAACUGUUACUCUUCCACUUCACUUUCGCCGUCCCGCCAAAACCCUACUGACAACCAUUACGCCGUCGUUUCACAACUCUACAUGCGCACCAAUGUCGACUCACCAAGUUCGCGACACAAUCGACCUCACCACCGUCGAGAAGAACAUCUUUAACCGACUUCUCGCCACUCUCACCCAUUUCCAACUCCAAACUCAACUCCGAGUCGCCGGCGGCUGGGUUCGCGACAAGCUUUUGGGAAAAGAUUGCUAUGACAUUGAUAUUGCGCUUGAUGAUAUGAUGGGUACUGAGUUUGUGGAUAAGGUUAGGGAGUACUUGCUGACCAUUGGGGAAGACGCGCAGGGUGUUUGUGUUAUUGAGAGCAACCCUGACCAGUCCAAACAUUUGGAAACAGCCAGGAUGCGAUUGUUUGAUAUGUGGAUUGAUUUUGUCAACCUAAGGAGUGAAGAAUAUGCUGAGAAUAGCCGCAUUCCUUCUAAGCAAACGUUUGGCACAGCUGAAGAGGAUGCAUAUAGGAGGGAUUUAACAAUUAACAGCUUAUUCUAUAAUAUCAACACUGACGUAGUUGAAGAUUUCACUAAAAGAGGAAUUUCGGACCUUAAGUCUGGAAAGAUAGUAACCCCUUUACCUCCAAAAGCCACCUUUCUUGAUGAUCCAUUACGAGUUCUUCGAGCCAUUCGAUUUGGUGCUAGAUUUGAUUUUGCUCUAGAUGAAGAUCUGAAAGAAGCUGCAGCAUGUGAUGACGUGAAAAAUGCUCUAGCUGCUAAAAUUAGCAGAGAGCGCAUUGGGACUGAGGUUGAUCUAAUGAUAUCUGGAAAUCAUCCUGUCAAAGCAAUGACUUAUAUUUGUGAGCUGACACUAUUCUGGACUGUCUUUACUCUUCCUGCUGAGUAUGAACCUGUCAUUUCAGAUGGAUGUGAAAGGCUUUGCAUUUCUUACAUGGAUAAUGCAUCAAACCUUAUCCAUUUACUUGGAGACUCAACCUUUACAGCUGAACAAAGAAGGCUCACACUUUACACUGCUUUAUUUCUACCACUCAGAAAAACCACUUAUAGUGAAAAGAAGGCUAAGAAGAUUCCUGUUGUCAAUCGUAUCAUUCGUGAAUCCCUCAAGCGAAAAGCUAAGGAUGCAGAAACGGUGCUUGACUUGCACCGAUCAUCAUAUAAAUUCUUGUCGUUGAUUCCUUAUCUUGCAUCUGGUGAGGAUAUUCAAGCUGCUGAUCUUGAUUGGAUGAGAGACUUGAUUGAUGUCCCUGCCUCUUCAAGAGCCCGGGUAAUAACAGGGUUUCUCUUGAGAGAUCUUAAAGAUUUUUGGCGAGUUGCACUGUUGAUAUCCAUUUUAUUACAUCCCAUUGACAUUAGUGACUCUGAGGAUGAGCACUCGCAGUUGGAAAAGCGAAGAGAUCUAUUUAAUGCCGUGGAAAAUUCUAUAACCAAAUUAGGCCUUGAGAAAGUAUGGGACGUAAAGCCAUUGAUCAACGGCAAAGAUAUUAUGAAUGUUCUACAACUUAAAGGAGGACCGCAAGUUAAGGAGUGGCUGGAUAAAACAAUGGCUUGGCAACUUGCCUAUCCAUCUGGAAAUGCAGAAGAGUGCAUUGAAUGGUUGAGAGAAGCCAAUUCUAAGCGAGUAAAGUUGGAGUGAGGUUCCUCCUUGGCAGUUGAUCAAUUUCCACCAUGCCAUGGAUUGAAGAAUUUUUGUCUGACCGCGGUGUGAUUUUAUUAGGAAUACUUGCACAAAUCAUGGCUGGAAAUUGCAACACUCCCAACUUUAGACAGGAGUGAAUUUGCAUCUUGGCAAAAGCAUAAUUUAUUCACAUUUCAAUGCUUAUUACAGAAGAAAGGAUUAGAGUAGAUAUCACUGACCUAUUUUUUUAUAACGAGAUGUUUUGUAUUUAUUUACCCAUGUUUCUUUUUUAAAAAGGAAAUAGGUAAGUAUAAUGCUCUUUUAAUUUCGCUAAACGAUUGACCAUUGUCCAUAACUUAUACUUGGAACUUGAAGACCUAUUUCUAAUCUGGAUUUAGGAAUCUAUUAGCCAUUUGUAUGUUUAUAUUCCAUCUGAUCUGACCUUAUUCAUAAGAAAAAUUUGGGCAUUACUUUUUCCAUCUUUAGUGGUGCUCUCGCAUUUUUGUGAAAAAUUCAAAAUGUUUUUGAAAUAUGGAAUUACAUUUCCCACGCACCAAAACUUUAGGAAAAUAUAGAAGUGUAUUUCCAAAAUACUACAUGUGCUAACUAGAAACAAAAACCGAAAUAGAUG